Molecule: messenger RNA, 1044 nt
Organism: Hemicordylus capensis (graceful crag lizard)
Lineage: Eukaryota; Metazoa; Chordata; Lepidosauria; Squamata; Cordylidae
Gene: OPN1SW
Product: opsin 1, short wave sensitive
Exons: 5
Coding region: 1-1044 (347 amino acids)
Biological process (GO): visual perception; G protein-coupled receptor signaling pathway; phototransduction
Cellular component (GO): photoreceptor outer segment; membrane
Molecular function (GO): G protein-coupled receptor activity
Source: RefSeq, a predicted model, not a curated record
AUGUCCGGAGAAGAAGAUUUCUACCUCUUUGAGAACAUCUCCAAGGUAGGGCCCUGGGAUGGCCCCCAGUACCACAUUGCCCCAAUGUGGGCCUUCUACUUCCAGACGGCCUUCAUGGGCUUCGUGUUCUUUGCCGGCACGCCGCUCAACGCCAUCAUCCUCAUCGUCACGGUCAAGUACAAGAAGCUCCGGCAGCCGCUCAACUACAUCUUAGUCAACAUUUCCUUCGCCGGGUUCCUCUUCUGCGUCUUCUCGGUCUUCACGGUCUUCCUCGCCAGUUCCCAGGGCUACUUCUUCUUCGGGAGGCACAUCUGCGCCCUGGAGGCCUUCCUGGGCUCUGUGGCAGGUCUGGUCACCGGCUGGUCCUUGGCCUUCCUUGCCUUCGAACGCUACAUUGUCAUCUGCAAGCCCUUUGGGAACUUCCGCUUCAACUCCAAGCACGCGCUGCUGGUGGUGGCGGCCACUUGGUUCAUCGGGAUCGGGGUCUCCAUCCCACCCUUUUUUGGGUGGAGCAGAUUCAUCCCAGAAGGGCUGCAGUGCUCCUGUGGCCCCGACUGGUACACGGUGGGGACCAAAUACAAGAGCGAAUAUUACACCUGGUUCCUCUUCAUCUUCUGCUUCAUCGUGCCCCUCACCCUCAUCGUCUUCUCCUACUCGCAGCUCUUGGGAGCCCUUCGAGCGGUAGCUGCCCAGCAGCAGGAGUCUGCCACUACCCAGAAGGCUGAGCGGGAGGUGUCCCGCAUGGUGGUCGUGAUGGUGGGCUCCUUCUGCCUCUGCUACGUGCCCUACGCGGCUCUGGCCAUGUACAUGGUGAACAACCGGGACCACGGCCUGGACCUCCGCAUGGUCACCAUCCCCGCCUUCUUCUCCAAGAGCGCCUGCGUCUACAACCCCAUCAUUUACUGCUUCAUGAACAAGCAGUUCCGCGCAUGCAUCAUGGAGACCGUGUGCGGCAAACCCAUGACAGACGAGUCCGAUGUGUCCAGCUCGGCCCAGAAAACAGAGGUUUCGUCUGUGUCCUCCAGUCAGGUCAGCCCCAACUAA